Messenger RNA from Hordeum vulgare subsp. vulgare (domesticated barley), 1815 nucleotides. Its product is annotated as pentatricopeptide repeat-containing protein At2g20540-like. The record is from RefSeq and is a predicted model, not a curated record. Gene Ontology annotation, molecular function: protein binding; RNA binding. The transcript has a single exon. Lineage: Eukaryota; Viridiplantae; Streptophyta; Magnoliopsida; Poales; Poaceae. Bases 1 to 1623 code for a protein of 540 amino acids. Gene Ontology annotation, biological process: RNA modification.
AUGCAGAGGCGGGAGCGAAAGCCAAUCAUGUCUGGCCAAGCCCCUCGUCGUCCUCCUCCUCCCCUCCCACCCGACCUGCCCCCUCACAUCCCCUACUCCCGCGCGCUGCAGCAGCGCCUCUACCUCCUCGCGCAGCACGCCCGCCGCCGCGGCGGCGGUCCCCACCGGGGCGCCACCUCCUCCCUCCGCGCGCUCGACCAGCUCCACGCGCAGCUCCUCCUCAACGGCUUCCACCGCAAGCGCUUCCUCCUCGCCAAGCUCAUCUCCCUCGCUGCCGCCGCCGCCGACUUCCCCCGCGCCGAGGCGCUCUUCCUCUCCUCCUCCUCCCCCUCCCCGCCAGCGGCCCCCACCCUCGCCAACCUCCUCCUCCGCGCCGCCGCGGCGUCCCGCGCGCGGCCUCCCCAGCUCCUCUCCCUCUUCUCCCGCCUCGUCGGCCGCCACGGGUUCCGCCCCAACGCAUUCUCCUUCUCCACGCUCUUCGCCGCCCUCUCCGGCGCGGGCGCUGGGGCGGUCCCCCACGGAGCCGCCCUCCACGCGACCGCGCUCGCCGGCGGGUUCGCGCUGUCCAGCCCGCACGUCAUGACCAGCCUCCUUGACAUGUACGCCGCGGCCGGGCAGCUCGUGGAUGCCAGGAAGGUGUUCGACGAAAUGCCCGACAGGGCGGCGGCGGCAUGGAACUGCAUGCUCUCUGCUUACGUGCGGUGCCGUGAGGUGGACGCGGCUCUGCGUUUCUUCGGUGAGAUGCCUGGGAGGGAUGUGGUGGCCUGGACGACGGUGAUAGCUGGGUGUGCCAAUGCUGGGAGGGCAGCAGAGGCGGUUGAUCUGUUCUGGAGCAUGAGGAAGGCAAGGGUCAAGGAUGACUCGGUGACGAUGGUUGCCUUGCUGUCGGCGUGCGCGGAGUUAGGGGACCUGCGCCUCGGGCGAUGGAUACAUACGCGGGUGGACCAGGAAGGCCAUUUGCAGAGGACGGUGUCGCUAGACAAUGCCCUCAUCCAUAUGUAUGUCAAGUGUGGGGCUGUGGAGGAUGCGCACCGCAUGUUUCUCGAGAUGCCGAGGCGGAGUACCAUCUCAUGGACUACAAUGAUUAAUGGGCUUGCGGUCCAUGGCCGUGCCGAGGAGGCUCUAGAAUUGUUUCACGGGAUGGAGGAACGUCCUGAUGGUGCAACGCUGCUUGCUGUGCUGUGGGCGUGCGGCCAUUCAGGGAAGGUUGAAGACGGAAGGCAGUACUUUGGUAGCAUGGAAAGGGUUUAUGGGAUCGCCCCAGAGAUACAGCACUAUGGAUGCAUGGUCGACAUGCUCUGCCGCAGCAGACGAUUGCAUGAAGCACUCGAGCUCGCCGAGACAAUGCCAUUGCAAUCUAAUGAGGCCGUGUGGGGUGCACUAUUGAGUGGAUGCAAGAGGGAAGAUAAUCUUGAGCUUGCAGCCAAAGUAAUUGAUAGAUUAAUUGAGCUACAGCCUGAUCGAGCAGCUGGGCACCUUGUGCUCCUGUCAAACAUCUAUGCGGGUGUUGGUCAGUGGGAGCAGGCUCGGAUUGUGAGGGAAAGAGUGACUGCACUGCAUGCCGGGAAGCCUGCUGGAGGGAGCUGGGUGAAUCAAAAUGAGACCAGCGUGUUGGUAGCAUGAGCUCUAUAAAUUGUUUGGUUUCACUCACAAAACUUCACAUGAAACAUUGGGGCUUUGGGUUCCACACAUGCAGUAAUCAUCAGAACUCGAGGGAGCGUUGCAACGUUGCAACCAUCAGGUGUUUGCAUUGACAGUUUUUCUCACAGAAGUAUAUUGACACAGUAAUAGAGAAAAGUUCAGAUCUAGAGAAGA